Histoplasma mississippiense is the source of this 1593-nucleotide messenger RNA. RefSeq lists its product with no specific name. The transcript is spliced from 3 exons. NCBI's taxonomy places the organism in Eukaryota, Fungi, Ascomycota, Eurotiomycetes, Onygenales, Ajellomycetaceae. Gene Ontology annotation, biological process: protein urmylation; tRNA wobble position uridine thiolation. Gene Ontology annotation, molecular function: adenylyltransferase activity; URM1 activating enzyme activity; thiosulfate-cyanide sulfurtransferase activity. Gene Ontology annotation, cellular component: cytoplasm; cytosol. The coding region runs from base 1 to 1593 and encodes 530 amino acids. The record is from RefSeq and is a predicted model, not a curated record.
AUGGAGGACCUCUUAAAAUCCCGCGAAUUCCUCCAGCAGCAAAUCUCCACUACGGAAGCUCAGCUCUCCCAACUCAAUGCUGCGCUCGAGCGGACAGAGCGGCAGAUCGCGGCGGGGAGGCCAACAACAGCAACAACGACCACAAGCCAGCCGGAAACUGUGAACAAGGGAGAAGUGCCAUCUGAACGGAAUCGCAGAUAUCCGCUCGAACAGGAUGAGUAUCGACGCUAUGGACGGCAGAUGAUUGUGGACCAGAUCGGGCUUGAGGGGCAAUUAAAACUGCGCGAAUCCUCGGUUCUCAUUGUUGGCGCCGGGGGAUUGGGAUGCCCUGCUGCCAUGUAUCUGGCUGGAGCUGGGGUUGGAACCAUAGGAAUCAUAGAUGGAGAUACGGUCGAGGAAUCAAACCUGCAUCGACAGGUGCUGCAUCGGACGAGGAAUGUGGGGAAGUUCAAGGUUGAUAGCGCGAUUCAUUAUUUGAAAGAAUUGAACCCAUAUCCCAAAUACAUCCCCUACCGCGUCAACCUUACCUCCGCCGAUGCACCUUCGAUCUUCAGUCCCUACGAUCUCAUCCUAGACUGCACAGACAACCCCGCAACCCGCUACCUGAUCUCCGACACCGCUGUCAUCCUAGGCAAACCACUCGUUUCCGCCUCCGCGCUGCGCACCGAGGGCCAGCUAAUGGUCCUCAACUACCCUCCCCAAAAGCCAGCAGACCAACUAUCCUCCUUGCCAACUGACACCACCACCGGAGGACCGUGCUACCGCUGUGUGUUCCCUAAACCCCCUCCCGCCGCGAGCGUCACGAGCUGCGCUGACGGCGGCAUCCUCGGCCCCGUCGUCGGAGUCAUGGGCGUGCUCCAAGCGCUCGAGGCGAUCCGCGUCCUCACGCAGACAAUGUCAGCCACGUCCACAACCAUAUCACCAACCCUUCUCCUCUUCUCGGCCUUCUCUAGCCCCCCAUUCCGUAGUAUACGGCUACGCCGACGGCGACAGGACUGCGCAACUUGUUCGCCGACGGCGCGGACGAUAACGCUGGAUUCGCUGCGCAGUGGGUCGAUGGAUUAUGUGCAGUUCUGCGGCGGGGUGGUUGGCGCGCAGGCGCUGUUGGGGGCUGAGGAGCGGAUAUCGGCUCGGGAGUAUUGGAGGCGGUAUCAAAAGCCGUGGGGGGAGGAGGGGGAGGGGGAGGGGGAAAGCCCGAUUCUAAUCGACGUGCGGGAGGCGGUGCAAUAUGGCCUGGGCGCGCUGAAGGGGAGUGUUAAUAUUCCGAUCUCGUCGAUCUUGUCAUCCUCUUCUUCUACCUCCGCGACGCCAUUGAACUCCGGCUCCCUUGUUGAAACAGCGCCCAAUGGCACGUCCGCAGCAACAAGUACAACAGCUCUCAAUCUCCCGUCCUGGUACCCUUCAUCUCUGCUCGAUACGGACCCGACCAGACCGAUCCAUGUCGUGUGUAGAUUGGGGAAUGACUCUCAGGUGGCGGUGCGGAAGCUGAAAGAGCUGGGUGUUGAUAGGGGCGGUGAGAGGUGGGUGGGAGAUAUCCGGGGUGGACUGAAGGCGUGGAGAGAGGAAGUCGAGCCGGAGUUUCCUGAUUAUUGA